Molecule: messenger RNA, 2682 nt
Organism: Entelurus aequoreus (snake pipefish)
Lineage: Eukaryota; Metazoa; Chordata; Actinopteri; Syngnathiformes; Syngnathidae
Product: ecto-NOX disulfide-thiol exchanger 1-like
Exons: 14
Coding region: 533-2302 (589 amino acids)
Biological process (GO): ultradian rhythm
Cellular component (GO): external side of plasma membrane; plasma membrane
Molecular function (GO): RNA binding; protein-disulfide reductase activity
Source: RefSeq, a predicted model, not a curated record
GACCGCGCACAUCCUCGGGCCCUGUGGAAAGAAGCCGCUCGUGAGGCCACCCGCUUCCUGUUUGCGCGCAGGCCCCGCCCACUCGGGCAGUGAACGCGUGACCGCGGCGGCGCGUGAGAAGUUCGACUUCACGCCAAGACGGAAGUCAUUACAAAUUGUAUCCAACAUCCCCAAAAUAUGAUAUUUUAUUGGAUAUUUAUAAGUAGGAAGCGUGAGUUAUUUUGCGACACUUCGUCAUGUUUACCAGCAGAGGACGCCAGACCACGUCAAUCAGUUUACAUGAAAGGUGUACCUAAUGGAGUGACCACUGGGCUGAGGACCCGCGAGAGAGUGUGCACACGCACGGGCGCGUCCUCGAGUGCGUACACGCGCGCUCCCGUUGGCUGAGCGGCAGGCAGGAAGGAAGGCGCGCGUGCAGCUCGUGGUCGUCAUCGUCGCGUCUCCUUGGCGGAGUAAGGGCCCGCCUCCAUGAGGUCGUCUGACCCGGGCCCCGCCCCGCCAGCCUGGUUCAGGUGGUGUUGAUACGACAAUCAUGGCCAGCGUUGCUUCCUCAGCGGCUGACGGCGGCCAGCAGACCAGCGAGCGGCCUGCCUGGACCAACCUGACCGUGGUGCCGCUGGGCGUUGGCGGGCAGCAGCUGCUCUCAGACUCUCUGUGCAUCCAGAGGUUCGAGUCCCCGCUGGACCUCAUGGCACCAGUCAACCCCAUCAUGACAGGGGUCAACCUGGUCCCGGCCCUGCCCAUGCCCCCCGACAUGCAGCCGGCCAAGGAGAUCAUCCACUGCAAGAGCUGCACUCUCUUCCCUCAGAAUCCGAACCUGCCCCCUCCAUCGAUCCGCGAGCGGCCUCCCGGGUGCAGAACGGUGUUUGUGGGGGGUCUGCCAGAGAACGCCACCGACGACAUCAUCAGGGAGGUCUUUGGCCCGUGUGGCGAGAUCAUCGCCAUCCGCAAGAGCAAGAAGAACUUCUGCCACAUUCGCUUCAGCGAACAGUUCAUGGUGGACAAAGCCAUCUACCUGUCAGGAUACCGGAUGCGUAUCGGGUCCAGCACCGACAAGAAGGACUCGGGGAAGAUCCAUGUGGACUUUGCUCAGGCACGAGACGACCUGUACGAGUGGGAGUGUCAACAGCGGCUUCUGGCCAGAGAAGAACGACACCGCCGGACGCUCUGGGAGGACUGCCUGCAGCCGCCGUCUCCGGCGCCUGUCGUGCACUUCUCUGAGCACGAGGCGGCCAUGUUGGCGGAGGGGCUGAAAGACAACCACAAGUUCAGCCAGGCCACCGCCGUGCUCCUCACCUGGAUGGAUCGGGGCGAGGUCAACCGUCGCACCGCCAACCAGUUCUACUCCAUGAUCCAGUCGGCCAACGGCCACGUGCGCCGGCUGAUGAGCGAGAAGGCGCAGCACGAGGAGGAGAUGGAGCGCGCCAAGGAGGCCUUCAAGUGCGCCCUGGUGGCCAUCUUGACACAGUUCGAGCAGAUCUCAGCCGUGUUCGCCGCCGCCAGCAGACAAAAGGCGUGGGACCAUUUCUCUAAAGCUCAGCGCAAGAACCUAGACAUUUGGCGCAAGCAGUGCGAGGAGCUGACGAAAGUCCACGGUGACGAGAUCGUGGGAUUCCGCCGCGAGGAGGAGAUGGAGAUGUCGGAUGAAGACUCCGAUGAAAGCCCGUGCAAGAAGAUGCGCUGUGAGGACAACGGGGCGUGCGAUCAGAGGGAGGCGUGUCUUCGAGAGGAGAACGUCUCCCUGCGGUGGCAGCUGGAGGCUUACGUGAAGGAGGCGGAGCUCGCCAGGAAGGAGGCGUGCAGAGAGGACAACAACAACGCAGUCGGGUGGAACCUCCCCGACACGUCCCUGCAGCUGCUGCAGCAGAGAGUCGUCAGCGUGCAGCAGCAGCUCCACAGACUGCAGGAGCAGCUGGCAAGCAAGGAGGCGGAGUUAGAGCAAGCGAGAGAGGAGCAUCACUUCCUGGAAGGGGAGGUGCUCUCGCUCCAAGACAAGGGGGUCAGCGGGUGUCCCCCGUCAAUGUACCUCAGCAUGGGCAGGAGAAGUAACGUCGUCCUUUCCGAAAAAGAGGCCCUGCUUCUGGGUGUGAUUUCCACCUUCCUCCAUGUUCACCCAUUCGGCGCCAACCUGGAGUACUUGUGGUCUUACAUGCAGAGACUCGACUCCAAGGUGUCGGCGGGGCAGCUGGAGCGCCUCAUGGUUCGACUGCCCCUUAUGUUCAGGCAGGAGCUGAGCGGCGUCGGAGCCACUUUGGAGAAACGCUGGAAGUUCUGUGGGUUUGACAGCCUCACUUCGGGAUGACCCAGGAUACACACACACACACACACACACACACACACACACACACACACACGCACACACACACACACACACACACACACACACACACACACACACACACACACACACACACACACACAGUGAUUAACGCAGUGGGCGGCGCUCACGUUGACACUGAGGUGGUGAAUGUUCACCGCCUCCGGUGACCUGCAGGGGUGUGUGUGAUGUCACGCCAACACAAACUGCGUUUUCCUACUGAUGAGAAUCUUGUAUUGGGGACUUUUGGCAUCAAGCUCCGCCUACUUUUUCUGUUCUAACGUCAGUCAAAAGCUUAAAAUCUUUGUGUUUGCUUUUGAUGAAUACGGAGAUUUUUUUUAUUAAAGAGGAAAUCGUCAAAACGA